This is a messenger RNA of Dermochelys coriacea (leatherback sea turtle), 4316 nucleotides long. RefSeq names its product alkaline phosphatase, biomineralization associated (gene ALPL). The record is from RefSeq and is a predicted model, not a curated record. Gene Ontology annotation, biological process: dephosphorylation. The transcript has 13 exons. Lineage: Eukaryota; Metazoa; Chordata; Testudines; Dermochelyidae. Bases 322 to 1896 code for a protein of 524 amino acids. Gene Ontology annotation, cellular component: plasma membrane. Gene Ontology annotation, molecular function: alkaline phosphatase activity.
AGCUGGGCCGGCCGGGCGGAGGCUCCCGGAGCCGAGGCUGGAAGUCGGCGCGUUCUGCAGCGCCGCCGUGUGGCCCCUGCAGCCUGCCUCACCCUAACCCCAUCACCUCCAGAAUGCCCGAGGAAGGUGCUGAGCUCCGUGCAACAGCUGAUCUUUGGCUGAGGGAGGAUCUAGGGAAAUGUGUGUGGCCAGCUGUGAGGGCCGGGAUGUGAAGGAUCUCCCCAAACGGGUCCCUGUUUCGAGAGUCUGCUACGCAGGAACAGAUCCUCUGCUGAGCACACAGGUCCCUGGUGUCGUCCUGAGGUGAGUGCCGGCAGCAUCAUGAAGGCUCUUCUCCUUGUCCUGUUGGCUGAAGUCUGUCUCACCUCCCUUGUCCCAGAGAAGGAGAAGAAUCCACAAUACUGGAGGAAUCAGGCUCAGCAGACACUGAAAAUUGCUCUGAAGCUGCAGCAGCUCAACACCAAUGUGGCUAAGAACAUCAUCUUAUUUCUUGGAGAUGGUAUGGGAGUCUCCACAGUCACAGCAGCUCGUAUCCUCAAGGGGCAGUUGCAGAACAUGAAGGGGGAAGAAUCCCUGCUGGAAAUGGAUAAAUUUCCUUAUGUGGCUUUGUCCAAGACCUACAACACCAACGCCCAGGUGCCAGACAGUGCAGGCACUGCCACCGCUUAUCUCUGUGGGGUGAAGGCCAACGAGGGGACGGUGGGUGUGAGUGCAGCCGUGACCCGCGCUCAGUGCAAUACCACAGCGGGCAAUGAGGUCACAUCGAUUCUCAAGUGGGCGAAGGGAGCAGGCAAGUCUGUGGGCAUUGUCACCACCACACGGGUAAACCACGCCACUCCCAGUGCUGCCUAUGCCCACUCUGCUAACAGGGACUGGUAUUCGGAUAACGAGAUGCCCCCGGAGGCCAUCCAGCAGGGCUGCAAAGAUAUCACCCAGCAGCUCUUUGACAACAUCCCAGACAUCGAGGUGAUCAUGGGAGGUGGUCGGAAAUACAUGUUCCCAAAGAACACCAGUGAUGUGGAAUACCGGGAUGAUGACAAGUACAGGGGCACUCGUCUGGAUGGCAAAAACCUCAUUGAUGUUUGGAGAGAUAAGAAACCUAAAGACAAGAAUGCCCAGUACGUCUGGAAUCGCAGUGACCUGUUGUCUCUUAACCUGAUGGAAGUGGACUUCCUCUUAGGCCUCUUCGAGCCAAUGGAUAUGAUGUAUGAGCUAGACAGGAAUGUCCAGACAGAUCCUUCCCUGACAGAGAUGGUGCAGGUGGCCAUCAAAAUCCUCCAGAGAAACCCCCGAGGAUUCUUCCUGCUGGUAGAAGGAGGUAGGAUCGAUCACGGUCACCACGAGGGGAAAGCCAAGCACGCACUGUAUGAGACCGUGGAGAUGGACACAGCCAUAGGCCAGGCUGGUGGCAUGACGUCACUGGAGGACACGCUGACCGUAGUCACUGCUGACCACUCCCAUGUCUUCACCUUUGGUGGAUACACACCCCGCGGCAAUCCCAUUUUCGGUCUAGCACCGAUGCACAGCGAUGUGGAUAAAAUGCCCUUCACCUCCAUCCUGUACGGAAAUGGCCCCGGGUACAAAAUCGUAGCCGGAGAGAGGGAGAAUGUGUCCGCUGUGGAUUAUGCUCAUGCCAGCUACCAGGCCCAGUCGGCUGUGCCCCUGCGCCAGGAGACCCAUGGGGGUGAGGAUGUAGCGAUCUUUGCCAAGGGCCCCAUGGCCCACCUCCUGCAUGGAGUCCACGAACAGAACUACAUCCCACACGUCAUGGCCUAUGCCGCCUGCAUUGGCCAGAACACAGACCACUGCCGUUCUGGGGCCCACCACAAUAUAGUGGGGCCUCUGCCCUUCCUCUCCAUCCUUGCUUCCAUCAUCCUCCUCAAAUUCUUGUUUUAAGGUCUUUCCCUGAAUCAGCUCACUUCCUUCAGUCACAGACCAGGGGUCGCCAGCUGUCUCAAAUAGAGAUCUUGACCCCAUUCAAAGACUGAUCUUGGAACCUGUCUCGCCAUAUGAUACGGGAUCUUCAGGCUUUAACCACAUUGGACAUAAUACCAAAGCUUUCUAUGGCUCUUGCCUCUGGACCCACCUUGCCCCUGAACCAGGGCAGCUGGCCUAUGGCCAUGAACCACUGUUCAAGAUCAUUAGGGGUGGGGAACUGAGUGAGGGGCUCAGUUGCUGUUGAUGCUGCUGAACGUCCCUUGUGUGGAUGCCCUGUACUCCAAGUUGGCUUCAAGAGCUGGAAGUGUUGGGCUGUUUCUAUAGCAAUAGCCUGGACUGGUUCUGUGAACCCAAAGGCAGAGACACACAGGUUCAGGCUGGGGCAAACUCUCUUGGGUCCAGUUGUUUCAUAUCUAAUAAUGUUUUAUGCUCCCCUAACCCAAAUCAAGCAGUUUUUAAAAAAAAAAAUCAGAAGAACCAAACUCACCUAUUAGGAAAUGUUCUAUUCUCCUCCCAUGGCUGCUGAUUAUGUAAAUAGAGGCUUCCUCCCCUGGAACCAAAAACCGGAUCUAAACUUUUGAGAGAAGUGGCUUUUGGAAUCUGAAUUUGGCUUCUUCGUUCAUCUCUGGUUGAUGUUUUCAGACGAACUUUGGGGAAUUAGUCACUUAAGUCAGCAGGAAUGGGCCACCUAGAGCCGGAUCCAUAAAGGUAUUUAGGCUCCCAAGUCCCUCCAGUUUCAAUGGAAGUUAGGAGCCUAAAUAUCUUUGUGGCUCUGGGCCUCAGCUCCUUUUGAAAAUCCGGUCCUCUGUCUGACAGCACAGGAGUGAUGCUUCAGACCCUGCACUAUGGCAUCACUGAUGAGACUUUCAGUGGGUCCAAAGGAAUCACUCAUAUUCAUAGAAUCCUAAGACUGGAAGGGACCUUGUGAGGUCUCUAGUACAGUCCCCUGCACUCAUGGCAGGACUAAGUAUUAUCAGUGGUGUUUGAAGCCAGGGUGAUACAAUAUAUGGAGCCCUCUUUGAUUCCUCCCUUUAGCCCCCUUGGUGCCAGGCAUAUUGGGCGCUCCCAGCCUACGCUGGGGUUGCCACGUCUGUCCCAGACCUCGUGCCACAAUUCUGAUUUGUCUAGGCUCUGCUUUGUUCCUCAUGUCUGGCUUGUAGGACACUAAAGGUCUCUGGAGACCAUGCUUGUUGGUCACUCCUUGGUGAUGCUGUGAUGUGAAGAUGUGGGGCAAAAUGGCACGUCAGGCUAGGAACCCAGGUUGUCAGAUCCUGGGUCAGUCAACCCCUCAUGUCUUCCAAGCUGGACUGGGAAGGUCCAAGUAAAGGUAUUCUUGUGAGAUUUUCUACAGCCAGUUAGGCCAUGGACAAUACCCCCACGAUCAACCUUUGCUACCAUAUUGCAGUCUUGGCCUGAGCUCAUCAGUGGGGAGCAGCUGGAGAAUAAUGUUGGUCAAACUUUUCUUGACCAUAUUAAAAGGUUGUUUGCAGUGCUGUGGCCAUGUUGGUCCCAGGAUGUUAGCGAGACAAGCUAUCUUCUAUUGGACAGAGUUCUGUUGGUGAAAGACACACACUUUUGAGCUGCACAGAUCUCUGUGUCAUGGCUGGGCUCACUCAUCCACCUUGUCUCCUAUAUAAAAAAAGGUCAAUUUUGAGUUUCAGGCUGGGUCAUAUUUGAACCAAACUGUUUUCCCUGUCUCUGAUUGCAUCACAGUGUGAUGAUGCAACAGCCUUAGGAGCCAAAAUCCUAUUAAAAGUCAAUGGGACUUAAUUUUUCUAGAUACUAGGAGACCAGCAUGGCCAAGGCCCCUGCUGAUAUACAGAAAGAAGUAGGGUGUGUGUGUGUGCGCGCGCGCGCGCGCGCAGGGAUAACAUUGUCAAAAACACUUAUGUGCCUUGAAAGACUAACCAUCAUUUCUCCUGACAAGUUGAUGCAGCAGGUGGAGGGGAAUUAUUUGCCAUGACAUGUGGUGAUUAGUUUCUGAGGAUGCUCAUCAGCAUGCCCUUAGGAGACCUGAGCUCUUUAAUUUAUCAAGGUUUUAUUCAGCUGUUCAAUUUGUCAGUAGGUUUUGUUUUGUUUUUUUUGUUUUUAAUAAAGCCUUUUAAAAAAAAAUUAACUAUUUCAGGCCAUAGCGGAUUGUUUGAAGAAACUUCAAUUCUUGGGGCCAAUGAGGCACUGGAAGGACAGCCUCUUUGGGUUUCAUUCAUAAGAAAACCACUGGCCUGAACGCAGCCACGUGGAAGGAACAGUCAAUCCACUUCAUAACCUGUGACCUAAGACCGCUGUCUGUAUUUCCAUAGAAACUGUUGCUAUGGGUAUUGUCCAUGGUGAAAGCAAAUCAGCUGUCAGUGAUAAAUAAAUACAAAUCUGGGAAUGCA